CGGUGGAAAACCUAGAACGCCACGUCUAAGGGCAGAUCGAAUCUUUUGAUAUUUUUGUGACUAUAAAUAAGUUUUCACCAUCAAGUCAAUUAUUGCCAAUCCAAAAUCCAAUCUUUUGUCAAUUGGUAUAAAUUAAAGACCAUAGUUUUUAAGUAAUUAGUAAUCAUGAGCAAAUUCUGGGCUUUGCUUACUCAUCUCCAUGCUCUUGCCGGGCCAGUGGUGAUGUUACUCUAUCCUCUAUAUGCAUCCGUAGUAGCUAUAGAGAGCACAUCAAAGUUGGAUGAUGAACAAUGGCUUGCUUAUUGGAUUCUCUACUCUUUUCUUACUCUCAUGGAGAUGCUCCUUCAACCCAUUCUACAAUGGAUACCAAUUUGGUAUGAGGUGAAAUUGGGAAUGAUAGCAUGGUUGGUUCUGCCCCAGUUCAGAGGUGCUGCUUUUAUUUAUAACAAAUUUGUUAGGGAAAAACUCAUCAAGAAAUAUGGAUCUUCAUAUUUCCACCACAAGUCUCAAUCUCCAGAUGGAAAACCCAAAAACAAACUUGUGGAUUUCAUCACCCUCAAGAAGGGAGAUCAUUAAAUUAAAGUCACUGAGGAUUGAUGCAGCAUCAAAUUAGGCUACGAAUGGUCUUUAAUUAUGUGGAUAUGUGCCACAUCAAGAUAAUAUAGUUAUGUUGUUGUAGAUCAAAUGGACUUUAAUAUGAAUGUUAAAUGUAUUAUUUUCUCUGUA
Molecule: messenger RNA, 726 nt
Organism: Solanum dulcamara
Lineage: Eukaryota; Viridiplantae; Streptophyta; Magnoliopsida; Solanales; Solanaceae
Product: HVA22-like protein e
Exons: 5
Coding region: 166-576 (136 amino acids)
Source: RefSeq, a predicted model, not a curated record